AUGGCCUGUUUGGAGGAGGAGAAAGAAGGCUCUGGAGCUGCCACAGCAGAGCAGACAGAAGAGCCCCUCAGCUCUGGCUGCGCUCACUCUUUGUCAGAUGCAGCCGUGGAGCGCACACAAGAGCAGCAAUCCAGCCGUGGCCGCUUCCGCAGAACAGCGCAGCUCGUUUGCAAAUUCAUCAAGAGGAUUCGGCAGGAAGAGACCAUCACCAGGGGAGCUGCGUACAGACCAUACUCGCCCAUCUUCCAAAGCAAGACCAGUGCUGCCCUGCUGUAUAUGCUUGUAGAGGAAGAUUGUUACCAUCCAAAGCAAGUGCCCGCCAUGGUGAGGUACAUCCACCAGUGGCUCCUGGCCAAUGAUUCCGCUGAGCACAGGCUGGACAAGACCCUGCUGAAUCUCACUGAAGCACUGACAAAUGACGCAGUCAUGACGCUCCUGCGUGUGGCCCCGUCCUGUGACAGAGCUGCCAUGGCCAUGUGGAAGACCAUCAUGGGCUCAAGCAGGACUGCAAAGCCAGUGCAGCUGACACUCCUGGAUGUGCUGGGGAACUGGCCAGUGUGCAGCACGUGCACCUCCGAUGGGGACAAAACGGGUGUCUUUGCCCUGGCUUGUUCUUCAGCACUCUGGAUAUGCCAGGAGAGGUGGAUACCUUCUGGAAGGGAUGCCAGGAAGAACACGGCCUUGCCACCAGCCCCAACAGGUGCUCCAUCCUAG
This is a messenger RNA of Passer domesticus (house sparrow), 714 nucleotides long. RefSeq lists its product as uncharacterized. The record is from RefSeq and is a predicted model, not a curated record. Lineage: Eukaryota; Metazoa; Chordata; Aves; Passeriformes; Passeridae. The transcript has 6 exons. The coding region runs from base 1 to 714 and encodes 237 amino acids.